GUGUCAUCGUCACAUUCGUCGAUUUCAUAGAAAAUCCAAAAGAGUCCAAAAUCCAUAGCCAAAAACAAAUCAAAAUUCUUCUGAAUAUUCCCCCUAUUUGGUAUUUCUUCUCACUUUCUCCCACUUUCCGCCUCGUUUUCCUGCUGUUUCUCACUUCCCACACGCGCGCGAUCACACACAACACAGAGGUUAAGGCUGUAAGGCAUGGAGGGGAGCAAUAGCCGAAGCAGCAUCAGUAGCCAGCGACGCGUUGGGCUUCUGUAUGACGAGAGAAUGUGCAAGCAUUUCACCCCCGACGGAGAGGAUCAUCCCGAAAGUCCCCAUCGCAUUAGAGCCAUUUGGAAGAAGCUCCACACCGCAGGAAUUCCUCAAAGAUGUGUGGUUUUGAAUGCCAGAGAAGCUGACGAUAGGCAUCUAUUGUCAGUCCACUCCAGACAUCAUGUUGAUUUGGUUAGGAAUAUAAGCUCAAAAGAAUUUGAUUCACUAAGUGGGGUUGCUAGGAUAUUUAAUUCUAUAUAUUUGAACGAGGGCUCAUCAGAAGCUGCUUAUCUUGCUGCUGGCUCUGUCAUUGAGGUUGCUGAGAAAGUUGCCAGAGGGGAAUUAUGCUCAGCUUUUGCUAUUGUUAGGCCUCCAGGGCACCAUGCUGAGCAAGAUGAGCCAAUGGGAUUUUGUCUCUACAACAAUGUCGCUGUUGCAACAAGUUUUUUGUUAAAUGAAAGACCAAAAUUGGGUGUUAACAAAAUUUUGAUUGUUGAUUGGGAUGUUCAUCAUGGUAAUGGCACACAAAAAAUGUUUUGGAAGGAUUCUCGAGUCUUGUUCUUCUCAGUGCAUAGGCAUGAAUUUGGGACUUUUUAUCCAGCUAAUGAUGAUGGUUAUUAUACCAUGAUUGGAGAAGGACCAGGUGCAGGAUUUAAUAUAAAUGUCCCUUGGGAGAAUGGCCGGUGUGGAGAUGCUGACUAUCUUGCUGUUUGGGACCAUAUAUUGAUUCCUGUCGCUAAAGAUUUUGAUCCAGAUGUGAUUAUGAUUUCUGCAGGAUUUGAUGCGGCUGUUGGUGAUCCUCUAGGGGGUUGUCGUGUUACACCAUAUGGAUAUUCGCUUAUGUUAAAAAAGUUGAUGGAUUUUGCAAAUGGGAAGAUUAUCAUGGCUUUAGAAGGAGGAUACAAUCUUGAGUCCUUGGCAAACUCAGUGCUUGCCUGUGUUGAAGUUUUACUGGAAGACAAGCCUAUUAUUGGUACUUCAGAGACCUGCCCAUUUGAGUCCACUUGGCGUGUAAUACAAAUGGUCCGCCAGGAAUUAAGUGCAUUUUGGCCAACUCUUGCAGAUGAGCUACCAAAGAAGUUAACUAGCAGUAAAGUUACUCCAGUUAAGGCGUUACCUUUGGCUACUCCAGUUCAGUACAUAUCAAGCUCUGAUUCUGAAAGUGAGAGUGAUAAAAGUCAGAGUACUGUAUCAGCACAUGUGGAGGAGGCUGUUCAAGAUCUUAUAAAACCCCUUUUAGAUAUGAAAGUUGUUGAAAAUAAUCACGAUCAAGUGGCCACUAUUCACAUCCCCUGGAGAUCCGAACUUUCCAAGGUUGACAUUUGGUAUGCCACAUAUGGAUCAAAUAUGUUAAAAUCAAGAUUCCUUUGCUAUAUUGAAGGUGGACAGGUGGAAGGUAUGCGAAAACAAUAUUCGGGUUCAAUGAAUAAAAGCCCUCCCAAGGAAAUUUUGUGGAAAAUUGUCAGUCAUCGUUUAUUCUUUGGACACAAUCAUACACCUACAUGGGGUCCUGGAGGGGUUGCUUUCCUUUGUCCUGAUAGUGACCAGGAGGAUAAGGCUUUUGUAUGCCUGUACAGAAUUACGCUUGAGCAAUUCAAUGAUGUUCUGCUCCAGGAGAACGCUGCUGCUUGUAACACAACUUCCCCUUUCUUUGGGUUGACUGCUUUGGACUCUGUUGCUAACAACAAGUCUAUUUCUAUAGAGGAUCUCAAGGGCUGGUACCAUAAUGUCCUUUAUUUGGGGAAGGAGCGUGAUAUUCCCAUAGUGACCAUGACGUGUUCACUUUUGGAUAUUGAGAACUUCAAGUCUGGGAAGAUUCCCUUGUGUGGUCCAUGCAGAGAAUAUGCAAAUGUCCUAGUUAAAGGCUUGGUAGAAGGAAAACAACUUUCAGAGGAUGGUGCGAAGGCCUACAUAGAGGAAGCUUAUUCCAAACCACUCUGAUCACUUCUCAUCCUUUUUUCGUUUUCCUUUAAAUUUCCAGAAGUAAUUGCCUCACUUGUUUAUUUGAAAACACCAGAUUAAUUUUAAUUAUUAUUAUUUCUUUGGCAAGCAUCAAGAGAGCCUUGUGAUAUGUUCUUUAAUGGCCGUUGUCCAUUAUUAUUUCUAGUAGAAGGAAUAUAGAUGAUUGCAGUCUUAAUUGGAUUCGUCCAGCAACUGGUGUGACUGAAGUAUCAGUGGGUUACAAACCCACUGGUUUGAUUUGUACAACAUUGUGAGGUUUUAGGUGUAAAUUUGGGGUUAAAAAAUUUCAUCUCA
Messenger RNA from Malania oleifera, 2514 nucleotides. Its product is annotated as histone deacetylase 5-like. The transcript is spliced from 14 exons. The record is from RefSeq and is a predicted model, not a curated record. Gene Ontology annotation, cellular component: histone deacetylase complex. Gene Ontology annotation, biological process: chromatin organization. Bases 205 to 2199 code for a protein of 664 amino acids. NCBI's taxonomy places the organism in Eukaryota, Viridiplantae, Streptophyta, Magnoliopsida, Santalales, Ximeniaceae. Gene Ontology annotation, molecular function: histone deacetylase activity.